Prunus armeniaca (apricot) is the source of this 444-nucleotide messenger RNA. The record is from the annotation of a GenBank genome assembly. NCBI's taxonomy places the organism in Eukaryota, Viridiplantae, Streptophyta, Magnoliopsida, Rosales, Rosaceae.
AUGGAUCAAGACUUUAGGAUGAUGAGAAGCCAAGUGCCAGCCUUUGGGAGCUGGGAUUGGAACCAAGACCUCCCAUUUACUCAGUGCUUUGAGUCAGCAACGCAAGCUGGGCUUCUGCGCUACACCAGUUACUCUGAUGAGGAUCGUGAUUUAUAUGUUGCUGGCGAUUUGUAUGAGAACGACGUCGUCACACCUGCCAUGAUUGUUGUUCCUCGCAGAAGGAACAAAAGUCGUCAGUCAAAUGUGAAAGAAGCAAAAGAGCAAAGUUGGGUGGUGAGUGAUGUGAAGGAGCCACCAAGCCCUCCUCCCAGGCACAGGCCUACCCCCAAGCCUGUGGAUGAAGACUUGUACAAAAUCUCACCAGAGACUCUCUAUGCUAAAACCAGAAAGAAGAGAGGGUUUGGCUUCUUUUCAAGCUGCUUGCUGCCAACAUGUGUUGCGUGA